AUGGGAAACCAGUCUUACCUGCCAACGCCCACAGAGAAACAGCCUGCCUACAAAUAUGUGUCUCACAGUCCCUUCACUGUGUUCCCUAACGGCGAAGAAGAAGAAGAAGAAGAAGAAGAAGAAGAAAAGAAGAAGGAGUAUGUCUGGAGCAGUGUUGUGGUGUGUGAGCCGUGCCUCCCCGAAACCUGUAUCUGUCAAAAGCCACCAUCUGACAUCGAUGUGGAUGAAUUGGACCUGAGCGCAUCAGACAAUGGUGAUGACCUAAAGGAAAAGAAGAAAGACAAGAAAAAAGAUAAAAAGAAAGACAAGAAGAAAGAUAAAAAGAAGGAUAAGAAGAAGAAGAAAAAGAAGAAGAAGGAUUCUAGCUCCUCGUCUUCCUCUUCGGAUACUUCCUCCUCGUCUGAUAGUGAAGAUGAAAAGAAGAAGAAAAAGAAGAAGAAGAAGAAGAAGAAGGACUCCAGCUCUUCCUCUUCAGACAGUUCGUCCUCCUCUUCCUCCUCCUCUUCUUCCUCUUCUGACAGCGACAAAGAUAAAAAGAAGAAGGAUAAGAAGAAAGAUAAGAAGAAAGAUAAGAAGAAAGAUAAGAAGAAAGACAAGAAGAAGGACAAGAAGGAGGAUAAGAAAAAGGGGGAGAAGGAGGGCGGUCAGCAGGAAGACGAGGAGAAUGUUGCUGUUGUUUCUGUUGCUGGUGACGAGGUUGCAGGACCAAGUUGUUAUGGAGACAAGGACAAGAAGGAGAACAAGCCCAAACGGGAUCGCCCGGUGGCACGUGACCUCUAUGCUGAGGGCGUCCAGGCACAGUCAAGGGAUCAGGAUCCUGGCAACGUGAGUGAUGACGAGGGAGAAGGGGAGGCAGCCAAGGACGAGGACAAGAAGACAAAGGUGUUGAAGAAGAAGAAGGAGAGCAAGGAUUCUGGCGCAUGUUCAUCAGACAACGAUGAUGCCGGGAAAGACAAGAAGAAAGAUAAGAAGAAAAAGAAGGACGAUGGCUCAGACUCAGACAGUGAUGAUGACAAAAAGAAGAAGAAGAAGAAGAAGGACUCCAGUUCAAGUUCAUCUGACAGUGACAGCGGCAAAGAUAAGGAUAAAAAGAAGAAGAAGAAGAAGAAGGAUAAGAAAAAGAAGAAGAAGAAGGACAAAGGUCCACCAAGUUCAUGUGAUAGUGAAGGUGGCAACGAUGAGAAGAAGAAGAAGGAUAAGAAGGGCUCAUCAGGGAGUGACACUGACAAGGAGAACAAGAAGCAGGACGCCAAAGACGACGGUCAAAGGGGAACGCCAACGGCGGGAGGCUCUGUUGAAACGCCGAAGUGUUCACUCCCCACGGAGAGGGAGCCCAUCCCCGGGAGUGGCGGUAGCAUCAGCACCGUCACACUGAAGGGUUCGCUCCCCAAGGAGAGGGAGCCCAUCCCCGGGUGUGGCGGUAGCAUCAGCACCGUCACGCUGAAGGGUUCGCUCCCCAAGGAGAGGGAGCCCAUCCCCGGGUGUGGCGGUAGCAUCAGCACCGUCACGCUGAAGGGUUCGCUCCCCGCACAGCGGGAGCCCAUCCCCGGCAGCCGCGGUAGCAGCAGCACCGUCAGCUUCCCCAGCAGCUCCGUCAGCACAGUCAGGCUCAGCAGCGGCGGUGGCGGUACUGGUGGUGUUUGUGUUGGUGGUGGUGGUGUUGGUGGCACCAGCGCCCCAGCCCCUGUAUUGCUCCCAUCCAGAUCAUUGGUUAAACUGGAGCCUAAGGAGGUGGGCUUCGCCGAGCCGAAGUCCAUCUCUCGCUUCGACACGCCCAGGAGCUUCGUGAGCUCCUCGCAGAGUGCCGUUGAGAGGGUCCCCAUCCGCAGGCCCCCCAGCCCCAUGGAGGCCCUGUUGGGGAACCCAAGGAGGACCACGGACGCUGGAAGUCUCCUUACCACCAACCCAUCCACCACCACCACCCCCUCCUCCUCCACUACCACCAGCUACCUCACCUCAAGUGAUUUACUAAGAGGCCAAAGGUCGUAUCGUCACUGACGACCAGCACCAAGCUCCUGAAAUUGUCCUACUGAUCCAAUCGUCUUCAGAAUGGGAAAGAUUAUAAUAAUGUUUGGGGAAAGUCAAAGAUGAUUAUAUCAGUGAUUUCUGAAUAUGUUGCAAAGAAAAAUGUUGCCUGAAAUUGCUUGAUUUAAUAAAUGUUUUUUUUGUUGGCAUUGUUCAGAGAUUACCUCAAGGUCACGAGACAGAGGUACUUUUCAGCUGGCCACGUUCAUUGCUAUAAUCUCAUCUUCUCUUGCUUUUAAGAAAGAAUGACACAAUCCACAUUUGGAUGAUGCUUCCUGAAAUCAAAAUAAAAAUAAAAUCAUUGGGAAUAUGGAAACAUAA
Molecule: messenger RNA, 2346 nt
Organism: Gadus morhua (Atlantic cod)
Lineage: Eukaryota; Metazoa; Chordata; Actinopteri; Gadiformes; Gadidae
Product: cylicin-1
Exons: 16
Coding region: 1-1998 (665 amino acids)
Cellular component (GO): nucleolus
Source: RefSeq, a predicted model, not a curated record